AUGGACUUGAACGUAACUUAUUUGAGAUCCUGUGACUUGCCCAAACAAUACAAGUCGAAAUCUUUGAUUCCUCAUAUUAUAAUUAAAUCACUUUCUGGAUUCAAGGCAGAUACCUUCAAGAAAAUAAAAGGUCGCUAUGAUUCUCUGGCUUGUUAUGGAGAAUUGCGAUUGGCCUACUGUAUAACAAGAAUUCUGCCAAUGUUCAGAACUCGGCGAGUUGGUGCUUGGACAUAUACAAAUUUCACCAAAAGCAAUGGAUCUAACAUAAUAACUUUUGAAGAUGGAAUUGAUUUACCUUUUCCAUAUUCUUGGCUCUAUCACUACUCUGGAAUUUGUUUAAUUCUUCUGUCCUCCUACACCGAUAGUAAAGGGGUACAUGAUCAAUAUAUCGCUGGAUGCCAUAUUUUCUUUUACAACUCUAAAAGAACUUUCCGAAAUUGUAAUUACGACUUUGUUAUGCAUCCUCUUGAUGACUAUGAUAUUCAAGAUCUCGAUUCAGCAUUAGAUUGUGUCAUAGACAAAAAUUUAAUUGCUAAGCCAAAGAACAUUCCCGAGUUAAAUAACCUCCUCAAAAUGAAUAGAAAACUUUUGCGGGGCGAAUUUUUAGAGACCCCCUUGGAUCAACAAUCCUUUGCAGUUGCUUUGCACCGAAUUGAUGAGUUGAAACUAGCGAGCAACCAAAUGUUUCUUUCUGUUAAGUUCAUAUUCUCGACAUCCUAUCCUUACCUUCGAGUUCCAGUUGUUUUCGAGCGUUCGGAAGCUGGCGAUCUUACAUACGUGGAAAUGAGUAAGAAGUGGAACCCUUACGAUGAGAUGUACUUCAAAAUGACGCGAACAGUCAGCUCAGCCUAUGAAGAUAGGAAGAAGAUUCCUAAUCAAGAGAUUAAGGAUCGUCUCAAGGCUAUUUUGGACCUCAGCUUUACCGACAGACUCACGCCAGCUGAUAGUGAUCUAAUUUGGAAGUAUCGUUUCUACCUUUCAAAUAAGCAUCCUGAGGAGGCUUUGUCAAAAUUCAUGGUUGCCGUGCAAUGGGACUUUGGAGAACAGAGAAAACAGGCGAUUGAAUUACUCAAAGUCUGGCCACGUUCGUCAUCUGCUGAGAGGGUUUUGGAAUUACUCACACAACCAUUUGCUGAUUUUCCUGUUUGUCGACUCUAUGCUGUAUCACGUCUACAAGAUGCUAGUGAUGAGGACAUUGAACUUUACCUCUAUCAACUGGUUCAAGCUCUUCGCUAUGAAAACACCGAGACUAUUCUAGAAUCCGACCUCACUACAGUAAACAAGCAGGAAGCAGAAACAUCUGACACGGAGAACGCAGUAGGCAAUUUCUCUCGAUCGGUUCAGUUAGAUCUCAAUCCUGAUAUUACUGAUUGCCCUUGGAAGAUGAAUUUGGCGGAGUUCUUAAUCCAUAGGGGCAAGUCAAACUUCCGUCUGGCAAAUUACCUCUAUUGGUUCCUGAAACUGGAAGUUCAUGAAGAUACGCCAAACACGCCGACAAUGAAGAAGGUGUUCGAUCGUGUGCUCACUCGGUUUAUGACUACACUUACUGGUUCGGAAACACUCUUGGGUUGGCACACGGAUCUGCUAAAUCAGACAACUUUUGUUGAUGGCCUAUAUGAUUUGAUAAAGCAAGUACUCGAAACUAACGCUAAACGAACUGUGAAGAUAGAGAUCUUGCAGCGGAAACUGGCCGAACAAGGACCUGCGUUGUCUAAAUUCGAUCGCCCUCUACCUUUUCCACUGGAUCCAAGCUUCUUGAUUGGUGAAAUUGAUGCGAAAUCUGCCUCUUUAUUCAAGAGUACUACUCAACCUGCACUGCUCAAAUUGAUAUCCACUUCCGGAGAAGUAUAUCUGGUUAUCUUCAAGACUGGUGAUGAUUUGCGCCAAGAUCAACUGGUGCUUCAAAUGUUACGCCUAAUGGAUGUAGUACUGAAGAAGGAAUCCUUUGAUCUACACCUAACGCCCUAUAGAGUUCUUCCCGCGAGCUGUCGUCAUGGUUUCAUUGAAUUCGUCAGAGGUGUACCGAUUGCCGAAGUGUCUCGACAAGAAGGAUCAAUCGCGAAGUACCUCCAAAACUGCAAUCGUAGUCCUACCAUUCCAAAGCACGUUCUUGAAACUUACAUGCGUUCUUGCGCUGGUUACUGCGUGAUCACCUACCUACUGGGCGUUGGCGAUCGACACUUGGAGAACAUUUUGCUGACUGAGGAGGGUAAACUAUUUCACAUUGACUUCAGUUUUAUCUUUGGAAAUGACCCAAAAAUGAUGGCACCGAAUGUGAGGCUGACAAAAGAUAUGAUUGAGACUAUGGGAGGUACUAAGACUGAACUCUUUAAAAGCUUCCUCAAUUCCGGCUACACAGCCUUCCUAAAUCUUCGAGGACACGCGAACGUUUUCAUGGCCAUCUUGUCCCUAGUACAGGAUGCGGGCAUCGGAGAUAUCGCUCGAGAUCCUCAGAAGUCCUUCGAUUUCAUCAAGGAGCGUUUCCUUCUUGAUAAACCCGGUGAAGAAGCUUCACAACGCUUCUGCAAACGUGUCUUAGAUGGUAUUGGCUCCGUCAUGCCUGAAGUUAUUGAGAAAAUCCAUCUCCUUAUGCAGUAUAUGCGCAACUAA
This is a messenger RNA of Rodentolepis nana, 2610 nucleotides long. Lineage: Eukaryota; Metazoa; Platyhelminthes; Cestoda; Cyclophyllidea; Hymenolepididae. The record is from the annotation of a GenBank genome assembly.